This is a messenger RNA of Trematomus bernacchii (emerald rockcod), 2008 nucleotides long. RefSeq names its product C1q and TNF related 5 (gene c1qtnf5). The transcript has 5 exons. The record is from RefSeq and is a predicted model, not a curated record. Gene Ontology annotation, molecular function: protein binding. Lineage: Eukaryota; Metazoa; Chordata; Actinopteri; Perciformes; Nototheniidae. The coding region runs from base 254 to 1006 and encodes 250 amino acids.
GAACUCCUUAAAAAGCUUUUAGAACAUUCAAAGGAACUGAAGCUGCAUCAAAUGGACCGUAUUCUCAAGAGCUGUUUCCAGUUUCAGCUCACUGCCUCCACAGGAGCUCGCUGAAAACCCCUCCUCACAACAGCCUGUUUUUCCCAGGCAGACACAAGAAGGGAGGGACGACUUUCACUUCUCUCCUGGACUCUCACACUUCAGCAGCGGCUCCCCUAAGACUUCAUACUACAUCAUCUGCCCUGACGCUGCAAUGUCCUCGCUCCGGCUGUUGCCUCUGUUGCACUCCCUCCUUCUCCUCCAAGUUCAUCUCUCAGACCAGUUAGAAGACAACAAGAUCCCCCCCAGUCUGUGCACUGGUCACCCCGGUAUCCCCGGCUCUGCUGGAGCUCAUGGUGGUCCGGGUCAGCCAGGAAGAGACGGGAGGGACGGGAGGGACGCUGCUGCGGGGGAGAAGGGACUGAUAGGGGAAACAGGAGACCCAGGUGAGACAGGAGUGCGAGGCCUGACGGGGGACAGAGGUGAUAAUGGAGAAAAGGGGGAGAGGGGUCAGGCAGGAGAGUGUGCAGUGGCCCCAAAAUCUGCCUUCAGUGUCAAACUCUCCGAGGGCCACGCUCUACCCCUCACUGUGGGCGAUGUGGUCCGUUUUGACCAGGUUGUGAUCAAUGAACAGAGCGACUACAACACGGAGACGGGACGCUUCACCUGCAAAGUGCCAGGAGUUUACUACUUUGCAGUCCACGCCACAGUGUACCGAGCCAGCCUGCAGUUUGACCUGAUGAAGAACGCACACACUGUGGCAUCUUACUUUCAGUACUACGGCAACUGGCCUAAACCAGCGUCUCUGUCGGGCGGCUCCCUGCUCCACCUCAUCCCCGGGGACCAGGUGUGGGUCCAGAUGGCUCUCUCGGAGUACAAUGGAUUUUACUCCAGCACAAAGACAGACAGCACCUUCAAUGGCUUCCUGGUCUACUCAGACUGGAAAAACUCUGCUGUGUUUGCAUGACACGUGCCUAUGAACAAAACAAAGUCAUAUUCUACUUUGGGAAAUGACACAACCUGCCUUUUAUUUUCCUUUUUCAGUUUUCUAAUUGAAUAGUUCUGGAUAGGCAGUGACUUGAUACAUCUGUAUUUGUGUAAUGAGUAUAAUACACUCCAGACUUUGUUACUUUAAUGGCACAUGCCUUACUGGUGAAGUGUGAGGCAUAUGUGCUGUUUAUUCAGUGUCUGUUCUUUAUCUGCAGCCUUUAAACUGCUGCAACACUUCAAUCUUGUAACAGAUGUUUGAAUAACGGCCUCCAGCCAACAACAGCCUACAAGUUCAAACCACUUUUAUGUUUUGUAUUGCACUUUUGUUUUCCUCAAUAAUAUCUGCACAACAAACAUAAAAAAACAUUGUGUUUUGAAAACACAAGUGACUGAUAUUUAUGUUACCAUAAAUAGCAAUGCACGCUUUAUACUUAUAGUAAGUGAGUUCUACAAUUUGAGCUUCAAUUUUUAAACUUGAUAUCUGUGUCAGUUUCACAUAACAUACCUGCCUGUGGACACUUCUGUUUUAUUAUAUAUGCAUGUACAUACAUUUACAGUACCUUACAUAAAUACUUAAAAAGUACUCCUUUACUAUUAGUACCAAAAAAAACAGUGUAAAAACACAAUUCCUACAAAUCCCUACUGAAGUUGAUUAUCAGCAAAUUGAAAUUAGAUUCUUGACCUCUCCUAUCACAUUUAUUUUUUGUUUUCACUGUGGUCUUUUAGUGUGUACACAUUUAUUUUAAAGUUAAGUAGUCUUUCUGCAGAAAAAGUGUCCCUUUCGAUAUAUAUUAUGAAAUAGCUACAUUUUCUUUGUGUGACUAUUUUUUUACUGUUAUAGCUGGGGUUGAGGCGGAGCUGGAACUCUACAAACAUAUUUAAGUCCAAUAAUUCUAAUGAUUUAAAUCUGAUACGACACACCCAACUCCCUGGUUUUCUUUUCCAAAGGCAAAGCACUAUCAAAGUAAAUGAAAAAGUC